Messenger RNA from Calidris pugnax (ruff), 1844 nucleotides. It is a transcript of the gene MMADHC, whose product is annotated as methylmalonic aciduria (cobalamin deficiency) cblD type, with homocystinuria. Gene Ontology annotation, biological process: cobalamin metabolic process. Bases 148 to 1038 code for a protein of 296 amino acids. Lineage: Eukaryota; Metazoa; Chordata; Aves; Charadriiformes; Scolopacidae. The record is from RefSeq and is a predicted model, not a curated record. Gene Ontology annotation, cellular component: mitochondrion. The transcript is spliced from 8 exons.
CUAAUCGAGGUGUCGGUGGAUCGUCUCGCUCGGCUUGGCCACGGGCGGGACGCACGCCCGUCGCGAGGGUGCGUCGCGCCGGGGAGGGCGGCCGGCGCCAUUUUGCAGGAAGAGGGGCCUGUCGGAGAGAGGAGUCCGCCGUCUGCAAUGGCCAAUGUGCUCUGUAACAGAGCAAGAUUGGUCACCUACCUACCAGGGUUUUAUUCCUUAGUCAAAAGAGUUGUAAAUCCCAAGGCUUUUUCUACAGCAGGUUCCUCUGGCUCAGAUGAGCCUCAUGUCGCUGCUACACCUCCUGAUUUAUGUCCAAGAACUGUGUGGCCGGAUGAAGUAAUGGGUCCAUUUGGUCCUCAGGACCAGAGAUUCCAGUUGCCUGGUAAUAUCGGGUUUGACUGUCACCUAAAUGGCACUGCUUCUCAGAAGAAAAACCAAGUUUCCAAAAGUUUGCCUGAUAUAUUAGCAGAGCCUUCAGCAAGUGAAAGGCAUGAAUUUGUAAUGGCACAAUACAUAAAUGAAUUUCAGGGUGCUGAUGUUCCUCAGAAACAGCAAAUAAAUAGCGCUGAAACUUACUUUGAAAAUGCCAAGGUAGAAUGUGCGGUACAAGCUUGUCCUGAGCUGUUACGAAAAGACUUUGAAUCAAUGUUUCCAGAAGUGAAUGCCAACCGUUUAACAGUAUUAACUGUUACCCAGAAGACUAAAAAUGAUAUGACUGUAUGGAGUCAGGAAGUGGAGGAUGAGAGAGAAAUGCUGGUAGAAAAUUUCAUUAAUGGUGCCAAGGAAAUUUGCUAUGCAAUUUGUUCUGAAGGCUAUUGGGCUGACUUCAUUGAUCCAACCUCAGGACUGGCAUUUUUUGGACCUUACACAAACAACACUCUGUUUGAAACAGACGAACGCUACCGCCACUUGGGAUUUUCCGUUGAUGAUCUCGGCUGCUGCAAAGUUAUUCGUCACAACAUCUGGGGCACUCACGUGGUUGUAGGAAGUAUUUUCACUAACGCUGAACCCGACAGCCCCAUCAUGAGAAAACUAAGUGGAAAUUAGGAAGUCAUCAGGGUUUCACAAGUUCUUACGACCUUUGCGUUCUUUUACUUGAUGAUUCUCUCUCUAAGCGUUGUCAGGAAAUACCACACUUUAAAGUAUUCUUAGGUAAUAAAGUAGCUGUUAUUUAUUUUAGUCUUUGUGAAUAUGUGUCCACCACAUGUGACUAGAAAAUUAAUUGACAGCGUUCAACCGGAUACCUUAACGUGCCACAUGAAUUUUAAGCUGUGAGUUUCCUUCAUCUUGAAUGAGUUUAAACAUACAUGUACAUAGCUAUCUGCAUAUCUUUUUUUUUUUUUAAUAUUAUCUUCCAAGCCACGCUUCUUAACCAUUUUUGUCUUCUGGUGUCUUAACAAAUCUGUGCUUUUGGUAUUAAAAAUCCCAAUGCCGCUGAAGUUUCUAGGAAUUUUGCUGCUUACUGAAAUAAGCAGCCAAAAAAAAGUGGAGUAAGUAAUAAAAUUGUUCUCCCAGAAUAUAGAUCUUAAUUAAAAACUGCAGAAGUUAAUGCCAGACUAAUUGCUCCUUCACUGUUCUAAAAUGAGAAUAAUAAGAUGAGCUUUCGGUGGUGCUCUAACUACAAGUAAUACUUCAGUAGGGGAGUGUUCACUCGAUUGCUACAUCCAGAGAUGAUAAAAAGUCUUAAAUUAUUCUAGAAUCAGUCAUCUCAUUGUGUUUUUUUGUCUUUAUAUUGCUUGGGAUUUUCUUUUCUCAGUGUUAGCUAAAUAUAUUUAAUUAGUUUAUAUAUGUAAAUGUAAUUUAAAGUUGCUUUUGUAACUUUCUUAGGUCAUUAAAUACACUGUGGUAAAGAA